Molecule: messenger RNA, 2232 nt
Organism: Marmota flaviventris (yellow-bellied marmot)
Lineage: Eukaryota; Metazoa; Chordata; Mammalia; Rodentia; Sciuridae
Gene: Trat1
Product: T cell receptor associated transmembrane adaptor 1
Biological process (GO): positive regulation of T cell receptor signaling pathway; negative regulation of receptor recycling
Cellular component (GO): T cell receptor complex
Source: RefSeq, a predicted model, not a curated record
AGAAGAAAAAUAACCUGAGACACUGAUAAAGAUAAGUUUUAGUGUCAUGCUGCUUCUAACAUAACCGAUCAACAUUACUUAGGAAAAAAAAAGUUUGUGGGAGCAUUUUUAAUCCAUCCAUUUGCUUUAUGGCUACAUCAGGAGUUCUCUGAAAAAAAGAAGCAUGUUAGGAAACUCUGAAUGCCCCUUUUUUCUCUGGGGACUUCUAGCCUUCUUGGGUUUGGCUCUGGUUAUUUCGUUGAUCUUCAAUAUCUCCCACUAUGUAGAAAAGCAACGACAAGAUAAAAUGUACAGAUGCUCUGAUGACUUCAUUCCCAGGGUUGAUGAAUAUUAUAUUGAAGACACACCAAUUUACGGUAAUUUAGAUAAUAUAAUCCCAGAAGAAAUGGAUGAAAAUUGCUAUGAACAAAUGAAAGCCCGACCAGAGAGACCUGUAAAUAAUAUGCAAGAAGCUGCUCCAUCUGCACACGUGCCUGCUGAAACACAGAUGUGCUACGCCUCACUUGAUCACAGCUUCAAGGGGAAGCGUAGGAAGCCCAGAAAACAGAAUGCUCACUUGUCAGAGGAGGAGAAAGACAAGCAAUUACAUGCAGUGGAUGCCAGCAUUUCUACGACCAACUUGGCAGAGAGUUUCUCACCAGAAAGCCAGGCAAUAGAGGAAAACAUUCAUGAUGACCCCAUCAGACUGUUUGGUCUCAUCCGUGCCAAGAGAGAACCUAUAAACCAGGCAGAGUAUGAUCCAAGUCAAUGAUAAUGCUCCUAUUGGAGAUGGUUUUGAAGAAAACAAGAUCCCCACCUAGCACAGAAUGACCUGGCAGAGUGACAGUCUGAUCAUUUGUUGAUGGGAUGGUGGUUUACGUCUUAUUCAGAGACUAUAUCCAUAUGCACUAAAUGUAGUGCCAUUAAAAUUAGUGAUAUGUCCAUGUAUAUAGAAUAUGUCAAAAUGCACUCUACUGUCAUGUAUAUCUAAAAAGAACAAAUAGAGAAAAAUAAAGUGCAAAUGUAAAAUAAAAAUUAGUGAUAUGAAUUCACCUAAAAAUUGCCUAAGUAGUAAAAGUAAAACAAAAUUCAGCUUGCAAAUUAAGCCUGGUAGCAAAGUCAAAACUUUACAAAAAUACCAAAUAGAGAAAUAAACAAAAAAGUUUUAAAGCAUAAAUGUGUUCUGAAACAUGUUAAAAGAAUCAUAAAAAACCAAUAAUUAAACAACAACAACAACAACAAAGUUUUCCUCAUUCACCAAAGUGAAACACUCUGUAAUUAGAAGAAAUUUUUGAUUGAAAGAUGUAGGAGAAAUUAAAAUACAUAUGUAAGAGAAGUGGGAUAAUCCUCUUAAGAGGUAUUUUCCCAAAUGGAAUAGCUUCAUUAGUUUAACAAUUAUUAUAAAAUUAAUGUAUCUUUCUUGCAACAAUAAACUAAUACCAAAAUAAAUUUAGAAAUUCCACUAACUAGAGAAAAUUACUAUGGAAAACUGUCUAUAUAUCCUUCUAGAUAUUUUACUAUUGAGCAUACCCAUGAAAACACAUCAUUUGUUUCUUUAUUAUUUUUCACUAAAAAAAGAAAAGAGGAUUAUUUUAUAUAUAUUAUUUAAACUCUCUUCAUUUAAGGAUAUAUUGUGGAUUUAUUCACACUGCUAUAUUUCACUAUAUCAAAAUAUAGUUAUAUACCAUAAUUUUAAUGUCUGCAGGUAUUCUGUUGAUGGCUAAAUCAAAUUUAUUUAAAUAUUUUGAAGGAUAUUUAGCUUACUUUUUUUCUUUUACAAAUUACAUUAGAAUGAGAAUCUUCUCUACAUGUCUGGAUAAUUGUCUAAUUUCUUAUUAGAUUAAAUGCUUACAGAGGAAUUGCUUUAUUAAAAAGGUGUUCAUAUUGCAAAUCUCUGUAAGAUAGAUUUAUGAAGGGUCAAGAGUUAGAUCAAACUAUGCAUGCCAUUAAAAUUCUGAAAAAUACUCCUAAAUUGUUCUCUUUACAGUUAUUUAAAAAACAAAAACCUCCUGUUAUCUUUACCCAUUGAGAAAGGGGAAUUUAACAGGCUUAUAAUAGACAUCUUCAACUUAUCCCAGUCUACAUGCAAAUGAUGUGUCACUUUGGUAUAGAACUAUAGAAUAAGAUACUUCAAUUUCUUUCUUUCUGGCUAUGUAUUACAGAGUUUAUAUUUUACACAUUGUGAUUUUCCCUCUAUAUGAUUGAUUAUCAUCUUAAAAAAUUAUAUAAUAAUAAAAAGUGUUUUCAUACUUA